Messenger RNA from Amborella trichopoda, 1116 nucleotides. RefSeq names its product peptide methionine sulfoxide reductase A1. NCBI's taxonomy places the organism in Eukaryota, Viridiplantae, Streptophyta, Magnoliopsida, Amborellales, Amborellaceae. The record is from RefSeq and is a predicted model, not a curated record. Gene Ontology annotation, molecular function: peptide-methionine (S)-S-oxide reductase activity. Gene Ontology annotation, cellular component: cytoplasm. Gene Ontology annotation, biological process: cellular response to oxidative stress.
GCAGAGAGAGGAAUAAAAAAAGGAAACCAAUAAGAAAAAGAAGAAGAGUGGAAAAAACCAUCAUCAAAACAACAUGAUUCUCCAAUUGAGCGCUUCUUCAUCUCCUUCACUCACCCUUCUCCUUCACACUCCUCAUCUCUCAGCAACCCCACUUUUCUCUCUCUACAAACUCUCCCUCAAAAACCCCAUCUCUCUAAACCCCAAGAAAACCCUAAUUUCCCCCAUUGUUGCAGCAGGACCCAUGAAUUGGCUCUCCAAAUUGGGGUUUGGAAACAGAGCUGGUUUGGGUUCCAUGGAGACCUCAUCUAACAGUGUGGCUCAAGGCCCUGAUGAUGAUAUACCAGCUCCAGGCCAACAGUUUGCUCAGUUUGGAGCUGGGUGUUUUUGGGGUGUUGAGCUUGUCUUUCAGAGAGUCCCUGGCGUUACAAAGACUGAGGUUGGUUAUACCCAGGGUUUUCUCCAUAAUCCAACUUACAAUGAUGUGUGUUCUGGAACCACAAAUCACUCGGAGGUCGUUAGGGUUCAAUUUGAUCCAAAGGAUUGUAACUAUGAUGCCUUGCUCGAUGCUUUCUGGAGUCACCAUGACCCUACUACUCCGAAUCGGCAGGGAAACGACGUGGGAAGUCAGUAUAGGUCAGGUAUAUACUAUUACACACCUGAGCAAGAGAAGGCUGCUCGAGAAUCUCUUGAGAAGAGGCAGCAGGUGUUAAAUAGAAAGAUUGUGACUGAGAUUUUACCUGCAAAGAAGUUUUAUGAGGCAGAGGAGUAUCAUCAACAAUAUCUGGAGAAAGGUGGGCGCUUCGGUUUCAAGCAGUCGGCUGACAAAGGUUGCAACGACCCCAUCAGAUGCUAUGGCUGAGAUCUGAGAUUUGAUAGAGAAUAUCUUGCUACUGGUUCCGCUAUCAUAAUGGCUAGCUGUUUGUAUACUCACAUGACUUGAGUUAUGUAAAUUGCUAAUUCGUAAGCUGUGUCCCUACCUAUACUUUUAGAAAGAAGAGAUGUAAAUUACUGAUUCGAGGUGUUUGCAUGCCCAUAAAGUUCCCCUCAUCCCCCCACCCCCACCAUGGGAGCACACCAAACAUGUGCUUCUUCUAGCAAAAUAUCUGUUUUGGAGUA